UCCAAGAUGCUGGUCACUCAUGGACUCAUGGGUCAAAACCAUGAAACCGUCUCAACGUUGACUCGUGAUAUUCAGUGGAUCAAAGAAUCAAAGCCAUCGUAGAAUCGCGCGAGUGGAAUAUUUUCCUUGAAGAGAUGGCUCUCAUGUUGGCAGCAGAUGAAAGUGAGCAGAUGUUGUACCUGGAAGACCAAGUAGCCGUUGGAGGCCAGGCGAUGACGGGGAAGGAGUGCUGGAAGCCACGCUUCAACAAAGCUUUGCUGCUUGUGGUGGGUUUCUUCGGCAUUGCAUCAGUGGCAACUGUGUGGCAUUUCCAUGUUGCUGACAUGACCGCAACUGGUGCAACUACGGCGUUGUGGGACCAGUAUUCCUCUGAGGGUUUGAAGGCCUACAGAAAGAGAAUAUCCAAGGAGAACAACAAUGGCGAUAGUGCUGAUGGCUAUGAGCUUGUGAGCUGGGACGAGGUCAUGUGUCAAGCGUUGAAGGACAACAAGCAGCGGAUUGUGCGUGCCGUGGCAGCUCGAUAUCCCAGUACUCUCCGCGCAUCGUGCUCCUCGUUUGGCUCUCCACUGGAAUAUGCCAUGGACAGGAACCCAGACAUGGUGGAGGUACUGUUGAAGUCUGGUGCGGUUGUUUCAGACAAGAUCAUGGUGGAAGCUGCUUGUCAUCAGCAUGGUGGAUCUACCAAGCUGUUGACCAUGUUCCUGCGACUUGGCAAAGGAAAUCCCAACGCAGAGUACGGGGGCAACAGUCCCAUCAAUUGUGCAGCCAAACGUUGUGACAACUCCGAUGUUGAGGUCCUGAUGAGGGCUGGGGCUUUUAUCAACAACAGAGAUGGACAAGGUUUCACACCACUCUUGAAUGCCUUGACCGAAGGGUGUGAGUCUUUGGCUGAGGAGUUUAUCAGGAAUGGUGCAGACAUUCAUGUUGAAACUCCAACAGGAGAUAAUGCCUUACAAGUUGCUUGUCAAAGAUGCAUGCCGAAUGCAGCUCAAGAUUUGCUGAAGAAAGGGAUUCGGGUUGACCAUAAAGAUCAACUUGGGAGGACGGCUCUUGAUUCAGCAGCACAGCAUGGUUGUGUUCAAAUCGCAUCAUCUUUGCUGAACAAUCCAUUCACAAAUGUCGAUGAAGUGGACAAUUCCGGCCAGACCGCACUCUUCACGGCCGUUGCAGGGACUGCUCCAGCGUCACUCGUCCCGAUGAUGAUUGAAAAAGGUGCUGAUGUGAAUCACCAGGAUCUAAAAGGACAGACACCUUUGAUGAUUAUGGCACAACACGGUAAAAAUUGCCAGGUGCUGCUGCAACAUGGCGCGGAUGUGGCCAAGGUCGACAAAGCCGGUAACACUGCAUUGUGGUAUGCCGCCAGUGUGGGUUCUGCGUUUGCUGCCACUUCCCUGCUGGAAGGUGGCUCCGAGUCUGUGAUCAACAAGAAGGGGGCCCAGGGGAAGACGCCCUUUGCGAUAGCAUGCUGGAACACACAUCCUGAGGUUCUCCAGGUGUUGGCUCAGCAUGGUGCUGAUCCGAACAUCCCAGAGGACCAUGGCCAAAGUCCUUUGAGCUUGGCCACUCAGUUCUCCAUGCAUUUGAACCCUGCAGCGAAACCCAUCUCUACGCCGCAAUCCGUUGACACAGUGGACCAGUGGACAGCGAGAUCACAAGAGCUGCUGGGCGUCUUGAAGGUCUUGGUGGCUGCAAAGGUGAACUUGAACAUCUAUGAUUUCGAAGGUAUGACACCAUUGCUGAACUUAUUGAGGUUCAACAAGAACCAGUGGGGCGUACCUGCGCAGGCGCAGGCCUUCGCCCAGGCAACCCAAGCAAAUGCGAACUUCUUGCUGCAGUCCGGUGCGAAUCCCAACAUGGUCAGCAAGCCUGGUUACAUCAGCCCCUUGGCAUUUUGUGCCCGGAACGGCUAUCCGAGCACGGCCUCCCUGCUUCUCCAGAGAGGUGCUGAUCGAAAUGCCAGAAAUGCAUGGGGCAAAACACCAGCUCAGCUUUGCGGAGGUGGAAUGGGUCAGUUGGAAGUAGCACGAAUGCUGCGCUGAGACUAUCUGAAGCCCACUUGAUCAUCCGGGUUUACUUGACAUAGGUGGCAAAGUCCAUGUCUUUAAACGGCACUGUUUUACCACAGGUGAAAA
Molecule: messenger RNA, 2132 nt
Organism: Durusdinium trenchii
Lineage: Eukaryota; Dinophyceae; Suessiales; Symbiodiniaceae
Source: the annotation of a GenBank genome assembly